UUCGCGAAUCAAAGCACAGAUGUAUUUUCGGUUGCUUUCUUUUACGCCGCGCGUUAUCACGUUUUCUGGUUUAUUUUUUCGUUUCUUCUUUCUCGCUCUUUAUUAUUGGCAAAGUUUUUCGUAAUUAACAAAAAUUAUAAUCAUUAUUAUCAUUAAUAAAAAAAAAAGAUAUUUGUACAAAACUUUGUAUUAUUUUUCAUCUUUUGAACAUUUUUUUUUUGUACUUUAUAUUUUUCAUUUUUCAUUUUAUUUACAAAAUUUUAAUUUAUUGGAUUUUUCAUCAAAAUAUGUUCCACGAAUGAUUUUUUUUUGUUGGAAAUUACUACUCAAUUAUUUCAAUUAUUUAUUCAUUUCAUUAUGAAAUCGUAUUGGCACAAAUCAGGAUCAUCGACGUGUUUUUUUCGCCUACAAGAAAAAUUCCAAUGAAGUGUUACCAUUUUCAUCUGUUUCGUCGCGUAUGAAGCUCAAAUCAAUUGUAAUUCGUUGAUGAAUUAUUUACUGGCGUCGCUGUCUCUGUCGCUGUCGCUGUCGGUCGUUUACAUGUGUCGCGAGUUGACGUGAAUCUGUCGCGUUUGUGUGCGACUCGAGUGCCGCCGAAAUCGCGCGAUGGCGAAUUUCUGCGUUGCAGCAAACACCAUCGUUGCCAUCUGCGUGUUUACUGUCAUUUCACGCGGUCAUUCCGAGUCGAGUCAGCAGGCUGACUGGGGCGAUGAGGAUGAUGAAGAUCCAGUUAGUACCUAUAACGUGGAAGCGGUAUUAGGAAGGACGGCUUAUCUGCCUUGUGAUAUCGAAUCUACAGUUCGAGACGAUCGAGUUUACAUGGUACUGUGGUUCAAAUAUAAAGCCAGCAAACCAUUUUACAGUUUUGACGUACGGGGCCGAUCGUUUUCCAAAGCUUUGUGUUGGUCAGAACCGAACGUAUUUGGUCCACGAGCGUAUUUUGUUACAGUUUCGAAACCAGCAAGAUUGCAAAUUGAUAACAUCCAGUUGGACGAUGAGGGUGCUUAUCGAUGUCGAGUUGAUUUUCGAAAUUCACCAACUAGAAAUUUUCAAAUCAAUUUAACAGUAAUUGUACCCCCAAAUCAGUUGAUACUAUACGACGUAUCUGGUAGGGAAUUGCAAGAUAUUGUGGGACCAAUGAACGAAGGAUCCGAUUUAGUGCUGAUUUGCGAAGUUCGAGGAGGAAAACCACUACCGACCGUAAGUUGGUUCGUGAAUGAAAGGCUGGUUGAUGGUAGAGUAGACACAAAUGACCACAGAGUAACCGUAAAUAAACUGGAAAUACCACGAGUACAGCGUACUUAUUUAAAUUCAACAUACAAAUGUCAGGCCAGUAACACGAAUCUAGUGCUUCCGACCCAAAAAACAGUACGACUGGAAUUGAUCUUAAAACCAUUGGCGGUGAAAUUACGUUGGAAACCGGCGUUAUUAAUUGCCGAUGAAGAAUACGUGAUUACGUGCGAAUCGCAUGGAUCAAGACCUCAAGCCAUAUUAUCAUGGUGGAUGGAUGAUAAACGUUUUGAAAAUUCCAAGAUCGCAGAUAAUUCUAACGAGACCAUGGCAAUUAGUUCAGUUCGUUUUCAACCUACUCCAAAUGAUGAUGGGCGGAUAUUAAAAUGUCGUGGAGAGAAUACAGAAAUUGUUGGAUCCGCUUUAGAAGAUUAUAUUCAUUUUAACGUCGUCUACCCGCCAAUCAUAUCUUUACAACUGGGAAAUAAUUUAAACGCGGUGCAGAUUAAAGAAGGCGACGACGUUUAUUUCGAAUGCAAAAUCAAAUCGAAUCCGAGAGAACACAAAAUAACAUGGCUGAAAAACAAUCAGUAUAUUAAUCAAGAUAUGUCCGCUGGAGUGAUCAUCAGCACCCAUAGUUUGGUUUUACAAAGAAUUUCUAGACAUCAGACUGGAAAUUAUACAUGCACAGCGGCCAAUGAAAGAGGCGAAUCUUCCAGUGAACCGGUACCAUUGAGAGUACAAUUCUCACCGGUAUGUGUUACUAACGACGUUACCAUUAUUGGCGGAUCAUUAGAAGAAACGCUGCGAAUUCGUUGUCAUGUCGCUGCUGAUCCAACCAAUUUGACCAUCUCUUGGCAAUUCAGUAGCAGUGAGAAAAGUCACACGCUGUUGCCAAAUCAUUUCGCCUUUGUUAGUGAAACAAUUAGUGAAUUGAUUUAUAAAAUCAAAUCUGAAAGGGACUAUGGAACUUUGGCGUGCUGGGCUGAUAACGCUAUUGGACGACAAGUCGAGCCGUGUAUAUUUCAAAUUGUACCUGCAGCUCGUCCAGAAGCGUUAAAAAAUUGCAGCAUAAAAUCACUUCAAAAUAGUUCCAGCGAAUUAAUGGUUGUUGAAUGUAUUGCUGGGUACGAUGGCGGACUACCUCAGUCUUUUCAUUUAGAAGCUUUGGAAUCUGGAUCUCAACGUUUACACGUGAAUAUAUCACGAAGUCAAUCUCCGAUCUUCCGUAUAGAAGGUACGUCGUUUAACGACGUCGAAGGUGGUUCUGUGUUACAUUUGUUAUUAUAUUCGGCCAAUCAAAAAGGACGAAGCGAGACCGUCAUAAUCGAAGAUAUCCCGUUAAACGGAGCAGAAAAGCGGACUGAAUGGAAAGUGGAUCAAGAUGUCAAAAAAUGGAGUAUUAGUCAAAUUACCAUGUUUUUAGUUGGCUCAUUCUUGUUAGUAGGCAGUUCUAUUUUAUUCACCGUAAUUUUAGCAACGAGGAAACGAUAUGCUAGACAUAAUGACGAACAUUCCACAACUAAACGUCUCAAACUUCCAAUUAGUUCUUCCGAUAAUACGUACACUGUAGCUUAUCAACUGAAGACUGGAUCUGAACAACCUGAUAUUAUAAGCAGAGUUAGUUCUGAUCGCAUUGCCUCAAAUACAUUAGAAAAAAGAGACGAUGCGAAAUCAUCGAAUUUAGGAACUACAACGAUAUUGAGUAAUUCGAACGGUAGCUCUCCAUCGUGCCAAGACUCAGGUACGAGUCUGCUGUCUGUGAAAACUGGACCAUAUCAAAAAAACAAUAUCCAAAAUUCAGCUACUAUCAAAAAGAAACCAAUAAUCAGUCAUAUACCAGGACCAGAAAGUUGUGUUUAAAAACUUGAGGCAAUGUUUUUACUAUUACGAAACGAAUACGCUGCUAUUUUUUCAUUAAGGUAACCCAUGUAUCUAUGAUUUUUAUUCAUUUAUAUCUCGUUAUUCAAUCAAAUUGAUUAUUUUUUUCGACAUUUUCCCCCAUCUUUCUACUUUUAUUUUAUUUACAUUCUUUGUCGUCGUCAUAAUGACGACGUCAUUAAUGAAUUAUUUAUCCGAGUUAACAAUCUUCUUGGAUAUUUAUUAAUCAUUGUACAUUAUUUACAGUACCUACCUACUCAUUUAUUGUAUCUUCCUUUUAGAUCCCUAGAUACUCGGUAAUUAUUAUUUUCCAUUUAGCUGUUGCUGUUGCUGCUGUUAUCAUUAAAACCUCAUCAUUUUUAUUGUUGUUGUUAUUAUUGUUUGUUAUCGUUAUAUCGUUGUUAUCAUUUUUUUAUCGAAAAAAUUAUGAAUACUUUUCUUAUGUUUUUCUUAAGUUGAUUUUUUUUUUAAAUCCUGAUUUUUUUUAAACAUUUAUUUACAAAAUACUGAUUGUUGUAUUCCUGUCUCUUCCACAUCAUCACAAUUUGUUUCUGUCUAUCGAUUAUUCAUGGAAAAAUGGUCAUUAUUUAUGUAAUAUACCUAAAUUGGAUAUCAUUUUUUUUACAUAAAGUUUUAUUGAUUUAUUACUGAUUAAAUAAUAAACAAUAAAGAAUAAUUUUUAGACCUGUUCGUUUUAGUAACUACCUAUCUAAUAUGUACAAUUGAAUUUUGAAAAGUAGAAAUCACGUUUAUUUUCGUCCAGAUGUGAUUUUAUGUUAACGAAUUAUCGAUUAUAGGUAAAUAGAUAACUACUUACCUAUCUAAACGACGACGUGUUAUAAAAAUAUUCCAUUUGUUUAUUAACAAUACGUUUGUUUAUUUUGAUUAUGAACUUGUGUAAAUAGAUUGUAUCAUGUUUUAAUAAUUUGUGACAACG
Molecule: messenger RNA, 4048 nt
Organism: Planococcus citri (citrus mealybug)
Lineage: Eukaryota; Metazoa; Arthropoda; Insecta; Hemiptera; Pseudococcidae
Product: hemicentin-2-like
Exons: 15
Coding region: 607-3093 (828 amino acids)
Source: RefSeq, a predicted model, not a curated record